Messenger RNA from Tricharina praecox, 2266 nucleotides. RefSeq lists its product as uncharacterized. The transcript is spliced from 2 exons. The coding region runs from base 200 to 2104 and encodes 634 amino acids. The record is from RefSeq and is a predicted model, not a curated record. Lineage: Eukaryota; Fungi; Ascomycota; Pezizomycetes; Pezizales; Pyronemataceae.
GGACGAGCUGGCGAGCUGGAUCGUAUAUAUAUCGGGGUCGGCGUUGCCUCUUGUUUGCAUUCUCCAUCUUCUUCACUCUCACUACAGCAUCUCACGGUCUUUAAUUCACUCGCUCUCUUGUCAUUCUUUCAGUCACUCGCUUCAGUUAAUCAACAUAACAAUCCUUUCUCAAUAACCACCAAAUAAUACAUACUUCAUAAUGCCUGCCAGAGUCUCCAUGAUUGCCUUGACCGUGGCCCUUGCCGGUCUCGCCUCGGCCCUGCCCAAUUACGGCUACGGUGCCCCUGCUGUCACCAGCUCUGUCGCUGCCCCUGCCCCGGCCUACACCAGCCCCGCCGCCGCUCCCGCUUACGGAAAGCCUGAGGCCUCCCCCGUCGCUCCCGACUACACCGCUCCCGGUGCCGGAAAGCCCGCGUACCCUGUCGGAACCGGUGCUCCUUACUGCGAGGGUGCCGACUGCGAGGAUGCCGACUACACCAAGGUCAUGAGCUCCACCUACGUUGCCACCUUGACCACCAAGGUUCCUUGCGAGCCGUACGUCACUGGUACCGAGACCGUCUCGUACACCAACAGCGAGAUCAUCACCACCGCUACCAACUACCAGACCAUCACUCACCACAAGGGUGACUACGCUCCCACCGGUGCCCCUAGCGCCCCCGCCUACCCCAAGGGCCACGGAAAGGGUCCUCACGGAGGAAACGCCCCGGGCCCCAAGCCCACCGGUGUCGCUAAGCCCAAGACCUCCAUCGUUCACGAGGAUGCCUACACCACCGUCUACGAGGACGUCUACGAGGACGCCCCCGAGGCCACCGGUGCCCCCCACAAGGGUUACCCCACCUCUGACGAUGAGGGUUCCGACUACGAGGAUGCCGAGGAGGAGAAGCCCACCGGCAACAAGGGUUACCCCGCUGCUGGUCCCGCCCACGGUGCCGGCAACCCUUCCAAGUUCCCCAGCAACGGUGCCCCCGCUGCCGGCCCCAAGGAGACCGUCUACGUGACCAAGCCCGCCCAGACCGUCACCAAGCCCGCCCAGACCGUCUACGUCACCAAGCCCGCCCAGACCGUGACCGAGUCCGCUGCUUGUGGUCAGGCCACUGCCCCCGCCGCUAAGACCGUCUACGUCACCAAGACCGAGACCAAGACCAUGACCGAGGCCGCUUCGUGCGGUGAGGCCACCGGUGCCCCCGUUGCCCCUGGCCACGGACAUGGCUCUCCUUCGGCCCCUGGUGCCGGAAAGCCCGUCCCCAAGCCCACCGGCUCUUACGGAACCCCUGCCACCGGAAAGCCCGUCGAGGAGACCGAGGAGCACGAGCACUCUGGCGAUGAGGAGGAGCACGACCACGAGGAGGAGACCGGCAAGCCCGCCCACGGCGGCCCUGCCCCCGGCACCCCCGCCAAGCCCACCGGCCACGGAUAUGCCACUCCUUCCGCCGCUGGCCCCAAGCCCGUGAAGCCCACCGGCUCCUACGGUGCCCCCGCCAAGGUCCCCGAGCACGAGACCGAGGAGGAGACCGAGCACGACCACACCGGUGCUGAGCACUCCGACGCUGAGGACUCUGACGAUGAGGGUUCCGACGAUGAGGAGGAGGAGGUUGCCGGUCCCGCCCACGGACACCCCGCCAAGCCCACCGGCCACGGAUAUGCCACUCCUUCCGCCGCUGGCCCCAAGCCCGUGAAGCCCACCGGCUCUUACGGCUCCCCCGCCGCCCCCGUUGCGGAGAAGCCCGUCGAGGAGGAGACCGAGGAGACCGAGGUUGAGGAGCCCACCAAGCCCUCCCCCAAGCCCGCCGGUUCCUACGGAGCCCCCGCCGCCUCUCCCGUCGAGGAGAAGCCCGUCGAGGAGGAGACCGAGGUUGAGGAGCCCGCCAAGCCCGCACCCAAGCCCGCCGGUUCUUACGGAACCCCCGCCGCCGCUUCCCCCGUCGAGGAGAAGCCCGCCUACGAGGCUUCCCCCGUCGAGGAGGCUGAGGAGGACUGCACUUCCACCGUCGCUGGUGCCGCGCCUACCGGAGCUGCCCCUGCUGGAGGCGCCCACGCUGCCCCUGCUGCCCCGGCCCCGGCUGCUGCCUCGCCUACCACUGUCAACAAGACUUACCGCAAGUAAGCGGUUCGCUCUCUCUGGAUGAUGAGGUUGUGGGGUAGUUAGUACAUAGUUAGAGUGGAUGAGGGAAAAGGUGUAUAGAUGUAUAAAGGGAGGUUGUGGGAGGAAGGAGGGGAGGAACUUGAUGCUGUAGAUAAUUGGUUCAAUAUGAUCGUUGGACUCUCU